AUGUCCUCGGUACAAACAGAACACAAACAACAACAAGAACCCCUUGACUUGAUACGAUUUCAACUCGACGAGUAUGUCAUUGUCAAGUUAAGAGGAGCUCGCGAGUUCAAAGGUAAAUUACAGGGUUAUGACAGUCAUUGCAAUUUGGUCUUGAGUGAUGCUACAGAACUGAUAUUCUCUGACCAGGAUGGGGUUGAACCAGUAACGAAAAGGACAGAGAUGGUUUUUGUGAGAGGAGAUUCGGUAAUAUUGAUUAGUCCCGUUAUAGAAAAGUAA
Messenger RNA from Lodderomyces theae, 276 nucleotides. It is a transcript of the gene SMX4, whose product is annotated as U4/U6-U5 snRNP complex subunit. Gene Ontology annotation, biological process: mRNA splicing, via spliceosome; P-body assembly. The coding region runs from base 1 to 276 and encodes 91 amino acids. The record is from RefSeq and is a predicted model, not a curated record. The transcript has a single exon. Gene Ontology annotation, molecular function: RNA binding. NCBI's taxonomy places the organism in Eukaryota, Fungi, Ascomycota, Pichiomycetes, Serinales, Debaryomycetaceae. Gene Ontology annotation, cellular component: P-body; U4/U6 x U5 tri-snRNP complex; precatalytic spliceosome.